This is a messenger RNA of Erythranthe guttata (spotted monkey flower), 1536 nucleotides long. The record is from RefSeq and is a predicted model, not a curated record. Lineage: Eukaryota; Viridiplantae; Streptophyta; Magnoliopsida; Lamiales; Phrymaceae.
AUGUUGAAGAAUCUAAGACGAGCAGUUGGUGCUAUCCCGUUUAUGAGGAAUCCAGCUUUGGCAUCCAGAAGUUACUCUGUUUCAGUGAAGCAAAUGAUGGUAAGAGAGGCUUUGAAUUCUGCACUUGAUGAAGAAAUGUCUGCUGAUCCAACUGUUUUCUUGAUGGGCGAAGAGGUUGGGGAAUAUCAAGGUGCAUACAAGGCUGGCUUCACGGGGCUUGGAGUUGGUGCAGCUUACUAUGGACUCAAACCCGUGAUUGAAUUUAUGACUUUUAAUUUCGCAAUGCAGGGAGUUGAUCAUAUAAUUAACUCCGCUGCAAAAACAAAUUACAUGUCAUCUGGUAAUAUAAACGUACCAAUCGUUUUUAGAGGACCGAAUGGGCCAGCUGCCGGCGUCGGUGCUCAGCAUUCUCAGUGCUAUGCAUCGUGGUAUGGUGCAAUCCCGGGCUUAAAAGUGGUGUCGCCGUAUUCAUCCGAAGAUGCUCGUGGACUUCUUAAGGCCGCUAUCAGGGACCCUGACCCUGUCGUCUUCCUUGAAAAUGAGUUAUUGUAUGGCGAAUCUUUCCCUGUUUCUAAGCAAGUUCUUGAUUCGGAUUUUACCAUCCCUAUUGGAAAAGCCAAGAUUGAAAAAGAAGGAAACGAUGUUUCGAUUGUGUCUUUUUCGAGGAUGGUGGGAUUUUCUCUCAAGGCUGCUGAGAUACUUGCAAAGGAUGGGAUAGAUGCUGAGGUGAUAAAUCUACGGUCGAUAAGGCCACUGGACAGAUCAACGGUUAAUGCUUCAGUCAGAAAAACAAACAGGCUUGUUACUGUUGAAGAAGGGUUUCCUCAACAUGGUGUUGGUGCUGAAAUUUGUGCAUCAGUAGUUUCGGAUAGUUUCGGAUACCUUGAUGCACCGGUGGAGAGAAUAGCAGGAGCAGAUGUUCCCAUGCCUUAUGCUGCUAACCUUGAAAUAAUUGCUCUUCCUCAGGUUGAUGAUAUUGUUCGAGCAGCUAAGAGGGCAUGCUACAGAAGUGUUCCGUUAUCCGCAACUCGUUAAGACAACCUUUGGCUAUUUUUAGGGCGUUGUAUUAAUGAACAAUUUUCUCACUAUGUGGUGUUGAGUAUAUGUAGCAAGAAACUCUCAUAGUUUGUAAUAUAAGAGAAACUGAGCUGUAAAUUUCUAACAAUAAGUGAUAAUUAAGUUAACGGAAGUUCUUAGGUCUACCAUUUAUCUAUGGGUUAACGACAGUUUGCCGCUCAAACUAUUGCCCGUUUUUGUACCGUACCCUUGAACUACAAAUUGGGCAAAUUUUUACCUGGACUCGUUAAAUUGUUGCACGGUGCCUUAAUUUUGCCAAUGCCGUUCAUUUCUCGCCGGGAUCGUCUGCAUGUGCGUCGCAUGUGAGUUUUUUGAUGGUAUACAUGUCUAUUCACUUCAAAUUUAUCCGUACCAUCUGCACUUCUACUUUUCCCUUGUUUUUUGCUUCUUUUUCCCCUCAUUUUUUGGCUGACAAAAAUGCUCUGUCUCCUCCACUUCUAUCCUUUCUUCCCAGCAUCC